Molecule: messenger RNA, 1098 nt
Organism: Penicillium argentinense
Lineage: Eukaryota; Fungi; Ascomycota; Eurotiomycetes; Eurotiales; Aspergillaceae
Gene: sonA
Product: putative nuclear pore complex protein (SonA)
Exons: 2
Coding region: 1-1098 (365 amino acids)
Biological process (GO): RNA export from nucleus; transcription-dependent tethering of RNA polymerase II gene DNA at nuclear periphery
Cellular component (GO): nuclear pore
Molecular function (GO): RNA binding; ubiquitin binding
Source: RefSeq, a predicted model, not a curated record
AUGUCGACCCUCUUUGGCGGCGGCGGUGCAUCCGCGUCCGCCGGUGCGGCGAACACCACAGGCGACAUCUCAAAAGAUGUAGCGCUCAAUCAGCCUCCCGAGGACGGUAUCUCGGAUAUGGCAUUCUCGCCGGCUUCCGAUCAUUUGGCUGUCGCAUCGUGGGAUAAGAAGGUCCGCAUCUACGAGAUCAACGAGCAGGGCCAGAGUGAAGGAAAGGCUCUUUUCGAGCAUGAGGCUCCUGUCUUGAGCUGCUGCUGGGCUCCGGAUGGUUCCAAGGUCGUCGGCGCCGGUGCUGACAAGGCGGCUCGCAUGCUCGACCUCGGCGCUGGAGCAACUACCCCCGUACAGGUCGCUGCGCACGAUGCACCCAUCCGAAGCUGCCAUAUGAUUCCCAACCCGACAGUCGGCGGAAGUCCGCUCCUCAUCACCGGCUCCUGGGACAAGACUGUGAAAUACUGGGAUCUCCGACAGUCCAACCCCAUUGCGCAGAUUGAUUGCCAGGACCGUGUGUACACAAUGGAUGUCAAGAACAAGUUGCUCGUCAUCGGCACCGCAGACCGCUACAUCAAUAUCGUCAACCUCGACAACCCUACCAAAUUCUACAAGACCAUGCAAUCCCCUCUCAAGUGGCAGACAAGGGUAGUCAGCUGCUUUGCUGACGCCAGCGGUUUCGCCGUCGGUAGUAUCGAGGGCCGCUGCGCUAUCCAGUAUGUCGAGGAGAAGGAUUCCGCCUCCAACUUCUCUUUCAAGUGUCAUCGUGAAACUCCCCCCGCCAACCGCGACAUCUGCAACAUCUACUCGGUCAACUCGAUCGGCUUCCAUCCUGUCCACGGAACUUUCAGCACUGCCGGUAGUGACGGCACUUUCCACUUCUGGGAUAAGGAUGCGAAGCACCGUCUCAAGGGUUACCCGACCGUUGGCGGCCCUAUCUCAAGCACUGCUUUCAGUCGAACCGGAAAUAUCUUUGCCUACGCCGUCAGCUACGACUGGAGUAAGGGUUACUCGGCUAAUACCCAGCAAACCACCAAUAAAGUCAUGCUGCACCCCGUCGGUCCGGAUGAAAUGAAGCCUCGGCCUGGCGGUGCUCGCAAGCGGUGA